AUGAGUCGUCCGGUUUUACAUUUUUGGGAAGCUUCGCCCGCAGCGCGAAUUUGUCAGCUUGUGAUUCGUUAUUUGGAUCUCGAUGUUGAGAUUCGUUCCCGCUCGUAUUCAGACCACAAAACUGAGGAAUUUUUCAAACUGAAUCCAAGUCAAAAAAUUCCCGUGUUACAAGAUGGCGACUUUACCCUCUCAGAAUCCUUGGCAAUUUGUCAAUAUCUCAUCGAGAAAAAUGGUUCCCAAGACAAGCUUUUGGGAAAAACUCUCAAGGAUCGCGCAGUUGUGAUGCAUCGCCUUUGUUUCAACUUGGCAACAGUUUUCGUCAAACUUUAUGACCUUACGCAACCACUUUACGAUGGCACUACAAAGGAAUAUGACACUCAAAAGUUACAAGAUUGCCUGAAAAUGUUGACCGAACUCGACUUUUAUUUGGGCGAACAUCGUUGGGCAGCUGCCGAUUACGUCACACUUGCGGAUUUGGCGAUUCUCACGAUGGUUGCUUCAUGCCGGCAUUGCGGUUUUGACCUCGCGCCGUUCAAAAACAUCAGCCAGUGGUACAAAAAGUGCGAGACAUUGCCCGGAUUUGCGGAAAAUGAAGACGGAGCAAAGCGCCUCGGCAAAGACUUGAAGGAAUUCAUGACUAAAUAA
Culicoides brevitarsis is the source of this 645-nucleotide messenger RNA. Its product is annotated as glutathione S-transferase 1-1-like. The record is from RefSeq and is a predicted model, not a curated record. The coding region runs from base 1 to 645 and encodes 214 amino acids. Gene Ontology annotation, biological process: glutathione metabolic process. NCBI's taxonomy places the organism in Eukaryota, Metazoa, Arthropoda, Insecta, Diptera, Ceratopogonidae. Gene Ontology annotation, molecular function: glutathione transferase activity. The transcript is spliced from 2 exons.